Messenger RNA from Chiloscyllium plagiosum (whitespotted bambooshark), 1240 nucleotides. RefSeq names its product isochorismatase domain containing 1 (gene isoc1). The record is from RefSeq and is a predicted model, not a curated record. NCBI's taxonomy places the organism in Eukaryota, Metazoa, Chordata, Chondrichthyes, Orectolobiformes, Hemiscylliidae.
CCAGGGUCAGUGACGCGGCGGUAAGAUGGCGGAGUGCGCGGUUCCUGUGUUGUUCUGUUUCUCGAGUUUCUCCCGAGUGAGCUCGGUGCCGGCCGGCUCGGGCCAUGAGGUACUUAUCCAGAAAUUCCUGAGUCUUUACGGCGGCCUGAUCGGAGUGCACCGCAAGUUCGUCAUCCAACUGGAGUCACCCGAAUGGGGGGAGUACAUCGACCUGCCCAAGGGCUUCGUGGUCACCGAGCGGUGCAAACUGCGGCUCGUGUCUCUGCAGGUCCCGAUGACUUCGCUUGGAAACCUAGUGGCUUCCAGUACUGUCUUUUUCUGUUGUGAUAUGCAGGAAAGGUUCAGGCCUGCAAUCAAGUAUUUUGGAGAUAUCAUAAGUGUAGGCCAAAGGCUGGUUCAGGGUGCUCACGUUUUGGGAAUUCCUGUUAUUGUCACUGAGCAAUAUCCAAAAGGACUCGGGAGUACCGUCACAGAAAUUGAUGUGACAACAGCCAAGAUGGUUGUACCGAAAACAAAAUUUUCAAUGGUUGUACCAGUCGUGGAAGAUGCUCUGAAUGAAAUGCCAGGAGUUCAAAGUGUUGUGUUGUUUGGAGUUGAGACUCAUGUUUGCAUACAGCAGACUGCACUGGAUCUGAUUGGAAGAGGCCUUGAAGUCCAUAUUGUCGCUGAUGCAACUUCUUCAAGGAGUAUGAUGGACAGGAUGUUUGCUUUAGAGCGUCUAGCCCGGACCGGGAUUAUAAUUACCACCAGUGAAGCCAUUCUCCUCCAACUGGUUGCUGACAAGGAUCAUCCUCAUUUCAAGGAAAUUCAAAACCUCAUCAAAGCAAGUGCACCAGAAUCUGGGCUCCUGUCCAAAGUCUAAGCAAACAGGAGCAACACAGUUGUGCAGUUAUAUUGUCUGGCAAAGGAGUCAUUCCAAAGAAUCGGAAGCACAUUCAGAUUUGGCAUCCCAUAAGCACCAUCCGGCUUAAGUGCUUAAAAUAGUUUGGGUACCAGUGUGAUCUUCCUGUGUUGCAUUUUGCUGUCUGUCAUGGUUGCAGGUUUUAAUUGCUACAGAUACUAUGGAGCAGCAUUUCUGGAAGUGUUAUCAGCUGCCUAUUUAUUUGAGUAAAAAAAUAAUUGAAUCCUGGGAGUAAAUUCUCUUGGUUUUGACUACUUGUGCACUUUGUAAAUGCAAAUACAUGUUCUAUGAAAUCACUUUUAUAAAUCAUUGCAUUGAAUUAAACUGCUUUGAAAUGUA